Messenger RNA from Microplitis demolitor, 492 nucleotides. RefSeq lists its product as uncharacterized. Bases 1 to 492 code for a protein of 163 amino acids. NCBI's taxonomy places the organism in Eukaryota, Metazoa, Arthropoda, Insecta, Hymenoptera, Braconidae. The record is from RefSeq and is a predicted model, not a curated record. The transcript has a single exon.
AUGUUGAAUCCAGACGACAAGAAAGACGAAGCCUUUUUGGAUGCCAAGCCAGUGAUUGUCAACUCUCUCAAGGCACCUCACUUUAACCCAAAGCGAGUGAGUUUAUGGUUCGCGCAGCUCGAAGCUCAGUUUGCGAUCCACGACGUAGCAACUGAGAGAGAGAAAUUCAACCACGAAGUUUCUCUCAUUGAUACCGAGUAUGCAUGUAAGGUUGAGACCCUCAUCAUCAAUCCAUCAACGAUGACGUCAUACGCCGAGUUUAAAGUCACGCUCAUCACGUGUUACUCAAAGUCAGAAGAAGCCAAACUGCGUCAGCUCCGAAAUGGCGAAAUGAUCGGUGACCGAUCACCUUCGCAGUUCCUCCGCCAUCUUAAAUCGCUCGCAUCGACUAUUGAUGACGCGGUCCUGAAGGCAAGACGGCUGGCAAACUUGCCCAAGAAGACACAAGAGGUUCUAGCCAUCUCUCCGACCACAGCUACCAUCGACGAGUAA